CGAGUGGCUAUCUGCGAGGGGCCCCGCGGCUGCGGCACCUCGGCCGACGGGAGGGCGCUGCCUUGCUCCCCUCCUGCACCCCCGGGGGCAGCGGAACGGACCCCGAGCGGAGAGUUUCUGUCCAGGCUCCCGCGGCGGGCAGCAGCGUCCGGAUCCCGGCGCGGGCGAGCCGGAGAGGGGCGCGGGGAUGGCGGGGCGCGCUCGGCGGGGCGCGGCGGCCCCUGCCCCGGGCGCGGAGAGGCGGGCGGCGCUGGGGCUGCUGCUGCAGGUGCUGCUGGGCUGGGGCUCGGCUCAGCAGCCCGGCUCCUGCCCUGCGCCCUGCGAGUGCUCCGAGGCCGCCCGGACGGUGAAGUGCGUGAACAGGAACCUGACGGCGGUGCCCCGGGACCUGCCGCCCUACGCGCGGCUCCUCUUCCUCACGGGCAACCGGCUCGCCAGCCUCCCGCCCGGCGCCUUCCUUUCGUCCCCCCUGCCGCAGCUCAGCCUCCUCAACCUGAGCGGCAGCCACCUGCAGCAGGUGGAGGCCGGCGCCUUCGCCAGCCUGCCCAGCCUAAGGCAGCUGGACCUGAGCGGCAACGCCCUGGCCAAGCUGAGUCCCGAGGCCUUCGGCAACGCCAGCAGCCCCCUGGAGGAGCUGAACCUCAGCAACUCCCUCCACAGCCAGAGCGUGGUGCCCGCCCUGGCCGAGCUGCUGGCCUCGGGGGUGCUGGGCAACUUGAGCCGCCUGGAGCUGGCAGACAACAGGCUGAUCUCCCUGCCUGCGGGCAUGUUCUCCUGCCUGCCCAGCCUGCAGCACCUGGACCUGCGGAACAACUCCCUGAUGAGCUUGCAGGCCGCGGCCUUCCUCAGCCUGGCCCAGCUCCAGAGCCUUGACCUCAGCCACAACUCCCUGAAGUGCCUGAGGAACGCCACCAUCUCCCAGCUCCACAGCCUGCCCGCGCUCCGCCGGAUCAGCCUGGGCCACAACACCUGGGUCUGCGACUGCUGCCUCGAGCACUUGGUGAGCUGGCUCAGGGAGAGCGACCAGGUGGAAGGGAAAGAGGCCUUGAAGUGCUCUUAUCCUGACAAGAUGCGGGACAAACCCCUGGUGAAGACCAACAGCUCAGACCUGGACUGUUCUGUGCCUGUAGACAUCCAGUCCCAAUUGCAAACGUCCUAUGUCUUCUUAGGGAUAGUGCUGGCUCUCAUUGGAGCCAUUUUUCUCCUGGUUUUGUAUUUGAACCGAAAAGGAAUCAAAAAGUGGAUGUACAAUAUCAGAGAUGCAUGUAGGGAUCAUAUGGAGGGAUAUCACUACAGAUACGAGAUGAACGCAGACCCCAGGUUAACAAACCUCAGCUCUAGUUCUGAUGUAUGAAGAUACAUUAUGGAAGCAGGGCAAGGCACAGUAGCUAUGCACGGCUGCUACUGAAACCUGUCAUUAUGCAUGAAAUGUAGACUUAAGCUUUACCCCCAUGCUCACUUCCCCUCUUCCAGAGAAACAACAGAUUUAUUUGUGCCAUGUGGGGAAUAUGCCUCUAUGUAAUGUAAAGAUAAUGACUAUUUUCUGUUACCCUGAAACAUUGAGCAAUUUUGCAUGGUGUUGGGCUGUACAUAAGAAACAUGCUGCUAUUCCCUCCCCUCCCCGCACCUGUUUUUCUUUGGAACUUGCUCUCAAUAGUUAUUUGAAACAUUUUUCAAGAUCUAAAAUGAAAAAGGAUCCUCUUUGAUGUUCCCAAACCGCAAGAGCAUAUAAAAUUUACCAAUAGAGAUAUGAUCCAACAAAAGCUGCCUCAAGUUUUUUGGGAAAGAAGCUUUAUUCAUUAAUUACAGUUUUGUUCUUAGGUAUCCUGAGAAGAAAUACCUGCAGAUUUAAAAAGCUCCUAACAACUCUGUGCAAAGAAGCAACUAAAAUAGUGAGCAUGCACAAAUACUUUGUAGUUUUACAUGUUAGG
Molecule: messenger RNA, 1931 nt
Organism: Chelonia mydas (Green sea turtle)
Lineage: Eukaryota; Metazoa; Chordata; Testudines; Cheloniidae
Gene: TPBG
Product: trophoblast glycoprotein
Exons: 1
Coding region: 188-1354 (388 amino acids)
Biological process (GO): negative regulation of canonical Wnt signaling pathway
Cellular component (GO): plasma membrane
Molecular function (GO): protein binding
Source: RefSeq, a predicted model, not a curated record